Molecule: messenger RNA, 5539 nt
Organism: Contarinia nasturtii (swede midge)
Lineage: Eukaryota; Metazoa; Arthropoda; Insecta; Diptera; Cecidomyiidae
Product: probable multidrug resistance-associated protein lethal(2)03659
Exons: 14
Coding region: 1609-5499 (1296 amino acids)
Biological process (GO): transmembrane transport
Cellular component (GO): membrane
Molecular function (GO): ATP binding; ATP hydrolysis activity; ABC-type transporter activity
Source: RefSeq, a predicted model, not a curated record
AUUUUUUUUUUGAAAAAUGAAACACGCAUUGCUAGAUUUAACUUCGGUUAAUUGGAUCUACUCAAUCGAAGUUACUUAUAAAACUGUAUCAAAUACAAAGUUUUUUCUUUAUACAAUUUCAUUUAAAUCAAAUAAUUAUACGUAAUUUGUGCCAGAUUUGGCAGGCUGUAAACUUUAUACGGGCAAUUGACACUUUGUUGAUUGAAAAAAAUAACCGAAUAAAAAAAACUGAACUUAAUCAAAUGAGAAGCGUAUGCGAGGCCCAUUUCUUGAUAAAUCAAGUCAUACGUGAUGUCUUAUGUAAUAAAGAGGCUUACUUACGCAAGCUAAAUUUUCGGCAUGGAAAUCGAAAUUUUACACCGGUAAUGAAAUGUCACUAAAUCAACCUAUAUCAAAUCAUCUAAUAAAAUCAAAUUUUUAAUUAAGUUUCUAUCGAAUGCGCUGUUAUGGUAAAAAAUGGUAUUUCUAUGGAUAGAAGAAAUCCGAUCAACAAAAUGCAAAAAAUGUUUGAAUUUAUAAUUAGAAAGUCACACCACCACAUAAAAUCAUACAUUAUUCAGCAGAUCUAUUUAUAGAGAGCGGUGGCACAACGUCACCUUGACAUUCAUUUUGGACAGCCAUUAUCGCUAUCAUUCACCAAAUUUAGGUAUAACCCGGAUGCAGCUUGUUGGAUGGCAUACCGUAUUAGAUUGACCAAUCUGUCAGUUCGAUAACCAAAUUUGAAUCUGUAUAAAAGACCAACAUAAGCCAAUGUAAGUCAGUCGUACUCGGGAAGCUAAGCAAGUAGAUUAAGCCAGCGAAUUGUACGUUAAAUAAAGAUGGUGUUGAAAUAAUAAAAGUUAGAUCAUUAGAUUUAUUCAGACCGUUUGUUAAUAUUAUUUUUUGUGAAAAGAAAUAACAUGUGAAAAGUUUCACGUUGUUACGAUACCAUAAAGGCAUGGCUCCCAUACAAAAAUCAACAUUUUUGCAGAUUUUUGUGUAAAAAAUUGAAAAGUAUUUUAAAAAUUAUUCGUAUCUCAAAGUUAACAUCUAAUUUGGUUUUCCGGUCCCUCACUUUACACUGAUCAGCCAAUGUCGCUCAAAAUUUGACCAGAUGUACUCCUCGCAGUCCCCAUCCCAAGUAAGUUCAGAAUAUCUUUUCUGUGAGAUGGGCUAUGGUGCAAAAUAUAAAAAUUUUGCGGAUACGCCGGACAUCACACACAGCGAGUAACAUUAAUAUGCCUCAAAAUCGCUUCUAAUCGUGUUUUCUACAUGAAAUAUGCAUAGAAAACAUGUUUUGGACCCCAAAAUUUGGGGUGACUUUAAUUUUUUGGACUAAUACAAUACCUUUCCUACACUAGGUGUGGAUGAAAAGUAAUCAAUGAUACUGCUUCUUUUUUUAUCUUAUCGUUCAAGGUUUAAUGAAUAGUAAAUAUUGAAUCAUAAAAAUCAUAGAUUUGGGCCAAGUUAGUUUUGUUAUUUAUUUCUAUGUCAAAGCGAAAAUUUCCAUUAGUUUUGUCAUAGACCUAGAAAGUAAACUAAGUGCGUAUAAAUAGUGCUUAAUCUGAAUCACUUUAUGUGAACGGGGUCAAAAACUCAAAUUCUCUAAACGUAAAUGUGAACGAAAAGAUGAACGUGAUAAACAAAGGAACUGCAAGUAUACCCCAUCCGUAUGAAAAUGCAUCGACUUUUAAACGCUGGUCAUUUUGGUGGUUAAAGGAUUUGUUUAAAUUGGGCUUAAACAAAUCUCUUGAUGCAAAUGACAUUUAUGCAAAUUUGAAAUCAAAUGACUCUGUUAAACUAACGCAAAACUGCAUUGAAUGCUGGGAAGAGGAGACAAAUCAUGGAAAAAGAAAUCCACGAAUCAAAAAUAUCAUCUGGAAACUAUACAUGUCAAAAUUCAUCGGUAUUAGUUUUAUUUACUCUAUGAUCGAUAUGUUUCUUAGAAUAACGCAGUCUUUUGCUCUUGGAGGUUUGGUGACUCACUUUUCGAACUCAAACACCGAAUCAAACACAAUGGCAGUUUGGUAUGCCUUUGCACUGAUUAUGUGUGCAUUUACAUCGAGUUCUCUCACAAAUCCAUUUCAAAUGUACGCAUUUCAAAAAGGCAUGCAAAUGCGCGUUACUUUCGCAUCGAUGAUCUAUAAUAAGGUCAUUAAAAUGAAAAAAUCAUCAUCGAUCAAUCUUCUAAAUGGAACAGUUAUAAAUUUACUGGAAUACGACACAUAUCGAUUUGAUUAUGUAUUUAUGUUGCUUCAUUAUUUGUGGAAAGGACCGAUUGAAGUGAUUUUCUUUGGAUUUGUGCUCUACAGUGAGAUUGGCUACUAUGGCUUAAUAGGGGUUGUUUUCAUUUUAUGCUGGAUUCCAUUUCAAGCAAUAAUGGGGGAAAUGAUGGCGAAAUAUCGGUAUAAUUUUGUAAAACAAAGUGAUUCUCGGAUUUGUUUUUUGAACGAAAUUAUCCAAGGUAUAGAAACGAUCAAAAUGUAUGCAUGGGAAACGCCGUUGGUCAAUAUUAUUGAACACAUCAGAAAGAAAGAGCUGAAUGCAAUGCGCUGGAUCUUCAUCAUUCGUAGCAUUCAAUGUACUUUUUGGGUAAUUUCGCGACUUUCAGUAUUUUUAACUCUGGCUUCGUACGUUCUGUUCGGAAACAUUUUCACGCCGCGUCAGGUGUUUGUGGUGACAAAAUGCUUUAAUUUUCUGUACGAUUCAAUGCUUCUUUCAUGGUCGGUAGCCAUGACAUACACUGGUGAAUGUCUCGUGUCAAUCAAGCGUAUUGAAGAAUUCCUUCUUCUUCCAGAGGGAAAACCAACAGAAAGCGACGGAAUAAUAAAUUUCGGUUUUUGUCCAGAUAACAAAACAUUUUCACCAAAAGUACUCCCACGAAAAAUUGUGAAUUUUAGCGAAACUACACAAAAUAAAUGUAUUUCAUUUAAAAAUGUAACCGCUGAAUGGGGCAGUGAAAAUCAAAUAAAAGACAUCACUUUUCAAAUAAAUUCAAAUGAAUUGGUCACAGUCACCGGUCCGGUUGCCUCGGGAAAGUCGACGAUUUUGAACGUCAUUUUACGAGAACUUGAAAUUAGUAGCGGGGAAAUUACGGUGAAUGGAGUGGUUAGCUAUGCAUCACAAGAACCUUGGCUUUUUGAUGGAACUUUACGUCAAAAUAUCCUAUUUACCGAACCGUACAAUCAAGAGCGAUACCAUGAAGUGGUUCGAAUAUGUGGCCUAGAACAAGAUAUACAGCUAAUGAGCGCUGGAGAUUUGACAAUGGUAGGUGAAUCGGGGACGUGUCUGAGUGGUGGACAAAAAGCACGAAUUUCAUUGGCAAGGGCAAUUUAUCGGCAAGCAGAUAUUUAUUUAUUGGAUGAUCCAUUGUCAGCUAUUGAUGCUGUAGUUGGAAAACACAUUUUUAAUCAUUGCAUCAAAGGAUUUUUGCACGAUAAAAUUCGCGUUCUGAUCACACAUCAGGAACAAUUCAUAAAAGCAUCGAAUCGCACCAUUUUUAUGAAUGACGGAAAAAUUAAAUAUCAAAAACAACAUUCGAUUAAUAAAAAUGAGGAAAACCCAACGAAGACGAAACAAAAGAAAAUGAUUUUGAAAAAGACUAGCAAUUCAUCAAUCAUCGAAAAAGCAUAUGCCGAACAGCUAAAUUGCCGAAAAGAACAUCAAUCAACGGGAGCGGUCAAUAGAAACAUCUACAAAUCAUAUUUACAGUCUGCCGAAAGCUCAAUUCUUUGGGCUGUUGUUAUAGCCAUGUUCAUCAUUGGGCAACUUUCAGUCAGUGCUAUCGAUGUUUUUAUUUCGAAAUGGGUAGACUGGGAAGUUGAAUUGACUACUCAAAAUAUUUCAUCAACCGAUAGUGCUAUCAAUGUUGGAAAUGCAUCCAUUGAAAGUGAUCGUGAAAAUUAUCUUUACGUUUACACCUUUUUAAGUGUAAUCGUUAUAUAUUUAGUGUUUCAACAAGCGAUGUCUAUUUACAUGCUUUGUCUAAGGGCAUCGCGUCGAAUCCAUGACAAAAUGUUACACGCUGUUGUUCAAGCCCAAAUGUAUUUUUUCAAUGUGAACCCUUCGGGACGAAUUAUCAAUCGAUUUUCCAAAGAUCUUUACGGGACGGAUUACUCUUUGGCAACGAUUUUAUAUGAUUUGAUAAAGUACUUUCUUCAAUGCACAAUGUCAUUGAUUCUGGUGUCGAAGACAAACAUUUGGCUAGUGGUGGUUACAUUUGUACUAAGUUUAGCAUUUUACGCUAUUCGACGCAUAUACAUUUCUUCAGCUCGAUGUUUUAGGCGUAUUGAUGCACUUGGAAGAAGUGCAAUCAUAAACCAUACAAACGCAACAAUCAAUGGCUUGAAUACGAUUCAUGCAACGAAAUCGGAAUUUACUUUGAUCAACGAAUUCAAUUCCCUUCUAGAUCAAAAUACCAGCGUUAGUUAUAUAUACAAAGCGUCGACACAGGCGAUCACUUUUUGGUUGGAACUUGUUAAUGUGUUCUAUAUGACCGCCGCAAUUGUGAUAUUUAUGGUGUUUGAAAAAGAAAUCAGUGGAGGAAAUGUUGGAUUAGCCAUCACACAAAUAUUGGGCUUAAUAUCGUUAGGACAAAUGGGUGUGAAACAAACGGCUGAAUUGGAAAAUAAUAUGAUUUCAUUCGAACGAAUCAAAGAAUAUACAGAUUUGAAAGCAGAAAACAAUAAAAUCCAUGAAUCGAAUAAUGAACUAGAUGAAGAUUGGCCAAAAAGUGGUUCGAUUGAAUUUGACAAUGUGUCGUUGAAGUACUCGGAAAAUGGUAGUCAAAUGCUGAACAAUUUGAGUUUGAAAAUUAAAGCCGGUGAAAAAAUUGCCAUUUGCGGUCGAACGGGUGCUGGCAAAAGUUCCAUAAUAAAAGCAUUAUUCCGAAUGGCGUACAGUACGGGCCGUGUCAGCAUUGAUUCGGUUGACAUUUCAAAAAUUCCAUUAAAUAGACUGCGUUCAAACCUCUCUGUUAUACCACAAGAAUUGAUUCUAUUCUCUGGAACGAUUCGACAGAAUUUGGAUCCAUUUAAUCAGCAUUCGGAUGAUGAACUUUGGAAUGCACUUGAUCAGAUUAAUUUAAAGCGCACAAUCUCAGCAUUUUCGAAUGGAUUAUACACUAAAGUUCAGGACGAUGAGUGCAACUUCAAUGCCGGACAACGACCAUUGAUCUGUUUGGCACGCGCUAUUUUGAGAAAAAACAAAAUUUUAAUUUUUGACGAGGCAACUAAGGGCCUUGAUAGUACUUUCGAAAAUGCACUGCAGAAAUUAAUACGUAAACACUUUGAUGAUUGUACGGUGUUAACAAUUGGACAUCGACUUCACACAAUUAUGGAUAGCGAUCGAAUUCUUGUCAUGGAUGCUGGCCAUGCCGUUGAGUUCGAUCAUGCACAUUGUUUACUUCAAAAUGAAAAUGGAUUCUUGACGAAACUUAUCAACGAAACGGGAACUGAACAUUCUCAACAUUUGAGAGAUAUUGCGUUGAAAAGUUAUAAAAAGAAAUGUAUGGAUAAAUGAAUGACCUUUUGUAUGUUAAAUAAAUCAGAAUUAAAAGAAA